UGGCAACGCUCUCCUAAUUUGAAUAGACAUUACUUCUAAAUGGGUAAACAAGGUUAUAAGGGCAUAUAUUAUAACCAACCAGCAGGUUGUUCUAUACUGACAAGAAAGAUUCAGGAUGAACACAUCUCAACAUAUCGAGAAGAUAAUUGCUUUGUGUAACAAAAAAAAUCAAACUCACGGGGUUGAUGGUGCAAGAUGACUCCUCAUCCUUCAGUUUGCAAAAAUCUAUGUCGCAAAUUAUUGUAGGAGGACAGGGAAUUUUCAUCCAAAGGGUCGACUUCUUAUGAAAUUGUACUUCAGUCUAGGACAAUUAAACAUACAAAGGCAAUGGUUAUUUUUGUGAAGGAAAUGAUUGAAAUUACAGCUCAGCUUCUCCUUGAGGUCCAACCACCAAGAAUAAAAUGGUAAAUUCCUAAAUACCCAAUGGAAGGACAAAUAAACCAAAGUUGUUUUCUUCUCCAGCCAAUGCAGCAUCCAUUGAGGUUCUAGUUUAAAAAUACUUCACUGCAUUGAGCAUGUCUGAUAUCAGAUACCAUCCUGUCAAAUCAGUCCCCUCCUGCCCUUUCUAUAGAAGAAUCUGUGGUUCCCACAUUUGGAUGAAUCAACCAACAUAAAAUCCAAAGAGAACUGCAGUGGAAGCAAGCCAACAUUAAGUUCAAAGGGCUGCCUACCAGUUCAGGCAGAAUGUGAUCAUGCAAUUUUAAAUUAUUGAAAUUAAAAAAAGACAUUACUUUGUGCCUUUCCCCCAAAAUAUAUUAUAUCAACUAAGUCACUAUACUGGGCAGCCACAAUUAUAAGAAAUUGUAAUGAGUCGAGUCAUACGCAUGUCAAGGUACAGCACAUGUUUAUGAAAGUUCACUCCCGCUACCAGGCCGACUGUUCAACAACCACAGACUGUGUCCCAUGUGGCCUCUCCACAGUGUUCAGCGCCCAGCUCACCUACUUCACCACCUCCACUCUGCAGGUCUCCAGCGCCGUCCCCACUCACUUCCCCGGUCGUUUCACCGAUGAAAGGAGGAGACAUGGAUUUAUACCGCACGCACGCCGGACGGGUCAAUUUCGAACCAGCCCGAAUAUGAGUCGACGAGAACCAGGUUGUGUUUCCCAUGCCAUUCAAAUAUGUCGGUGGCUACCAUGGACCACGGCAGAGGAGGAAACGGGUGCGAUAUCUGAAGCCUCUACUUCUAAAGACUGCGGUAAACCCGAAGACCCGAUUCAUUUUUCAUCCAUGAUAAUCAAACCUGAUCUAGUUGUAUUACCAGGAAGUGUCACCGUUGAAUGGACUGCUGAAUUGAGUCGUGAAAUCAAGGGACUGUCGGCUAAAGUACAAUUCCUAAAAAAAAAUGGAAAAACUUGGGAUAAAAUUGAAUGUCCUCCUAUUUACAACUGUAACGUGAAUUUUUGUGAACUGUUGGGCAAAGAGAAAACUUGCGUUCUCAAUCAGGGACCUUUAAUUCGGACACCGCAAACAUAUAGCUACACAGAAUCUAUACCAAGUGGUAAAUACCAUGGCCAAUUUAUUUUCAUGAGCGGUGGAAAACGUAUUGGAUGUUUAGAUGUCAAAUAUGAGAUCAAAGCCGAGUAAAGUGCACAAGAGAUGUCAACAGCACACACGUAGAAGACAAGACACGUUGUCUUCUGUUACAAGCAAAGAAUUUUGACAUGUUCACUUUAGCAUUGAAUUCUUUCGUCGCUGCAACUUUAUUGAAAUUUACUGAUUAUUUCACUAUUCUCUGCUUCCAGAAAUGCUUUAAUUUACAUUUUAAUGGCUUUAUGUUUCAUGUUGAAAGCCACAAAUUAAAUUUACAUAAUUCUCGCUAUUAAUACAGCCAAAAUCUUGUUACAGCAGAACAAUUUAAACCAUAAUCUGUCACCCAUACAAGUAACCCUAUAUUAUGACCACUAAGAUAACAGAAAUUCACCCAA
Messenger RNA from Leucoraja erinaceus (little skate), 1926 nucleotides. RefSeq lists its product as uncharacterized. The record is from RefSeq and is a predicted model, not a curated record. Gene Ontology annotation, molecular function: enzyme activator activity; lipid carrier activity. Lineage: Eukaryota; Metazoa; Chordata; Chondrichthyes; Rajiformes; Rajidae. The transcript has 5 exons. Bases 842 to 1585 code for a protein of 247 amino acids. Gene Ontology annotation, cellular component: cytoplasmic side of plasma membrane. Gene Ontology annotation, biological process: lipid transport; ganglioside catabolic process.